UGUGAUCAUAAAAAUGUGACCUUUCAGAAAGGCAGCAGAAACGUUUGUACUGAAAGCUUUCAGACGAGGCCGCUCAGCCUUACAGAUUUUCUCCCGUUUGUAUGUGAUGGCUGUUCUGGUGUCUUCUGCCUUCAGCACAGGAGCCGGGAUGCUCAUGGAUGUUCUGAGGUGAAUACCAGAAACAAUUCUGUGAAACCAGAUCAGCACAGAUCUUAUUCAUGCUCAUACAAGGACUGCAACAGAAAGGAGCUUUUGCCAGUUUUAUGUCCAUACUGUGAAAAACAUUUUUGUCUAAGACACCGGCAUCAGUCAGACCAUGAAUGUGAGAAACUGGACACACCAAAACCUCGAAUGGCUGCCACCCAGCAGCUAGUUAAAAAUAUAAUAGAUUCUAAAAAAAAUGAGGAAGCAAAAAGCAAAAAACGUAAAGGAGCGAAAAACAGUGAGACAGCAGCAAAAGUGGCAUUAAUGAAACUGAAAAUGCAUGCGUGUGGUGACAACUCCUUACCUCAGACAGAAAGAAUUUAUUUUCAAGUAUUUCUACCAAAGGGGAACAAAGAGAAAAGCAAGCCCAUGUUCUUCUGCAGUAAGUGGAGUAUUGGCAAAGUAGUAGAUUUUGCAGCUUCCUUAGCAAGCCUUAAAAAUGACAACAACAAAUCAACAUCCCAGAAGUUGAGAUUAUGCCAUACUGCCUCUGGAGAAGCCUUGCCAUUUGAGCACACAUUGGAAACAUGGCUAUCUGAUAAAGACUAUCCAUUGUACAAUGGUGGAAAUAUAAUUUUGGAGUAUCUUGAUAAUGAUGUUCUAUUUAUAGAAGAUACAGAGUCAUACUUUAGUUAAUAAAUUAUCACACAAAAAAAAAGAGAUAAAGACAAUAAAGAGAACUUGAAAUUAUUCUUUUCUACUUCUUGUGUAAAAGAGGAAGAAGUAUGGUAAGAUAAAGACAUACAGUUCAGUUAGAAACAGCAUUCAGCAGCCUGUUGUUUCAUUCUGACAUUUCUGACCUUAGGUAAAUCUCUAUGUUUCCUCUUCAGCAGUCUGCAGGAUGGAUUUACUAAGUUUUAACACAGUUGUUUACAGUGAUUCUACAUAAAGUUACACCUCUGGGUGCAUAAGUAUGACCUGUGGAAUUAAUGGAUUUCUCAAUUUUCAGUGUCUUGAAAUUAUUUGGUGCUCAUUGAGAAUAUUGUUUAGAAUAUCAGUAGUUUAUGUACUCUAGUUUUUGGGUAUCUUUUGGUGGAUUUCAAAGCUGGGUUGUAAUUUUAAAGUGAACAUAACAAGAAGGAACUAUGGGAUUGUUUUUAUGCCAGUUAUAGCUGGUUUGCAUUACUGAAACAUAAAAGCAUGUAAUGUUACACACAAAUAUUAGGGGCAGCACUUUCCUAACCAGAAGUUCUUAUGUAUAACCAAUGAGCCCUCAUUCAUCCUUCUUGAACAGGCCUGUUACAACCUAAACUCGUUCUGCACUAGCCUGUCUCUGUUUAAGCUAUAGGAGUAGAACCCUUUCAAGACUAAUCCCUCCAAUUUGCUUUCAUCUGUUUACAGUUAUUCCACAACUGUUCUCCAGCGGGGAGGAGCUGGAAAGACAGUCCCACAAGGGCAGAAAGGACAAUGUAUGAAUGAGUGUAAACAGAGCAGUGGAAAGCACAAGCCUAAGCCUUUCCAUUUGCAAAGCUGUGGUGUGUUUCUGCCACUCCAUCAUGCACAGUGUGAACUAACUACUUAGGAACACCUAUUAAUAGAAUCCUAAAUAGGCUAGCAAGAUUUUCAGCAGCAAUCAGCUGCAGCAUGUAACAUGUGAUCCAUUGCUACAAAAGGACCUAGUGGUUCAUGAUCAGGGUGCAGUAUUCCAACAGAGGGGUAGAAAUCUCCAUCUCCCACAGCCUGACCCACUGCUAGAUCACUGACUCACCUUUCAACAAGUCUGAAAAGGAAAGAGCUACCUUUCUUUUUUUGACAUGGGGCACCUUCUUCCAGGCAAUUAUCUUCAUGUAAUGUUCUCAGGUUCACAAGGAUGUUCCAGCUUGUACACGCACUGUGACUGAACAUGCUCAGUAAUGCCUGGAAGUGAAACUGGGCCACAGUGAGACUGAAUGUCUAGACUAUUCAAAAAUAUCAACAUGAUGCAUUUCAGGGACACUGUUCUGCCAUAGCAGGACUGUUUUGCCAAUAAUCAGGCCUAGCAUAAAGGACACAGCCAGCAUAAA
Molecule: messenger RNA, 2207 nt
Organism: Athene cunicularia (burrowing owl)
Lineage: Eukaryota; Metazoa; Chordata; Aves; Strigiformes; Strigidae
Gene: ZFAND1
Product: zinc finger AN1-type containing 1
Exons: 8
Biological process (GO): cytoplasmic stress granule disassembly
Cellular component (GO): cytoplasm; cytoplasmic stress granule
Molecular function (GO): zinc ion binding
Source: RefSeq, a predicted model, not a curated record